ACCAUUAUAGUCCACACUUCCACAGACCAGUGACCACAGUUCACGGUUUCACACAAAUAGUGAUUAAUUGACUGAUAUUUUUUUUACGUUCUUCGAUUUUGGUAAAUACUAAAUUUAAAUCUUUAUAUUAAUUUUUGCGUAAAGAAAAUAUUCUGUUUCGUCAAUUGAUAGUUUUUUUUUUUUUUUUGUGUACUUCGUUAGUUGUUGAUUCUAUACAUUAUAAUGGCAAGCGAUGAGACUCCUUUGGCGAAAGCAAUCGCAAAAUACAGACCUCCUCCAAUAAAUAAAGACACUGCAAUCAACUACUACGCCCCGGCGUUUGGCACAUUAAAUUAUGCAUUUUUAUCCAUCAACGUGAUGAACCCCGGGAUUUUGCAAAGAGUUCUACCCAAACCAGACCUCACAAAUGUGUUUUUGUUCAACUCUUGCCUCGGGUCGUUUCUAUUCAUCGCUGGACGCCCACAUCUCAGUGAAGCGCCUCUCAAACUGCGCGUAGCAUACAGCGUGUACGGAUCAAUUUUGUUCAACAUGGGAUCAGUAUUAUCAUGGGCUAUUUUACGUAGUUUAUUGCCGAAUAACUCUGGUUUGGCAACUGUUACUGGUCUAAUUUCAGGAUUCGCAUUGACUGGCUGUGGUGUUGCAUACUUGAAUUACAAUGACGAAGCCGUUAAAGCAAAUAAAAAGUAGAAAUUUGUCUUUUUGGUGAUUACUUAGUUUAAAUAAACUCCUAAGUUCUUUGUAGAAAUUUAAUUCCAAUUUCAUAUAGAGGGCUAAUUUUUAUUUUAUCAAUAUUUUGUUAUUAUUUCUGUUUAAUUUUUCCUUGUUUUUAUAACUGAUAAUAUCAGAAUUAUGAUAAGAAUUAAUCCCAUUUUAUAAUAUUCAUAUUAUUCAAAAUUAAUAAAUAUAUUAUUUAUACAUGAA
Molecule: messenger RNA, 921 nt
Organism: Metopolophium dirhodum (rose-grain aphid)
Lineage: Eukaryota; Metazoa; Arthropoda; Insecta; Hemiptera; Aphididae
Exons: 3
Coding region: 223-687 (154 amino acids)
Source: RefSeq, a predicted model, not a curated record